Messenger RNA from Lotus japonicus, 2337 nucleotides. Its product is annotated as heat shock 70 kDa protein, mitochondrial. Gene Ontology annotation, molecular function: ATP binding; ATP-dependent protein folding chaperone; heat shock protein binding. The transcript has 6 exons. The coding region runs from base 104 to 2134 and encodes 676 amino acids. Gene Ontology annotation, cellular component: mitochondrion; cytoplasm. Lineage: Eukaryota; Viridiplantae; Streptophyta; Magnoliopsida; Fabales; Fabaceae. Gene Ontology annotation, biological process: cellular response to unfolded protein; protein refolding. The record is from RefSeq and is a predicted model, not a curated record.
UGGCACGCCCUUAAAAACAUCACUAUACCAAAAACCCUAAACCCUCAUUUGUACAAAACCCCUCACACGCUUCCUCUGAUCUCAUCGCAUUUCUCUUCCUACCAUGGCUGCAGCCACCGCCUUGAUCCGCUCUCUCCGCCGCUCCUCCGCUUCAGUAUCUGCUUAUCGCUCGGUGAUAGGCAACUCUAAACCAGCAUAUGUUGGUCACAAUUGGUCAAGUUUGUCGCGACCAUUCAGUUCAAGGCCUGCUGGAAAUGAUGUCAUUGGUAUUGAUUUGGGUACAACCAAUUCAUGUGUUUCUGUUAUGGAAGGAAAGAAUCCCAAAGUGAUUGAGAAUUCUGAAGGUGCACGGACAACACCUUCUGUUGUUGCAUUCAACCAGAAAGGGGAGUUACUUGUGGGCACACCUGCCAAGCGUCAGGCUGUAACUAACCCUGCAAACACUGUAUUUGGUACCAAGCGUAUGAUUGGUAGGCGCUUUGAUGAUCCUCAAACACAAAAGGAAAUGAAAAUGGUUCCAUAUAAGAUUGUUAAGGCACCAAAUGGAGAUGCGUGGGUUGAAGCUAACGGGCAGCAGUAUUCCCCUAGCCAAAUUGGUGCAUUUGUUCUUACCAAGAUGAAGGAGACGGCAGAAGCAUAUCUUGGAAAGUCAGUAUCCAAGGCUGUUAUUACUGUGCCAGCAUACUUCAAUGAUGCUCAGAGGCAGGCAACAAAAGAUGCUGGUAGAAUUGCGGGUCUUGAUGUUCAGAGGAUUAUCAAUGAGCCCACUGCUGCUGCUCUUUCAUAUGGAAUGACCAACAAGGAGGGUCUCAUCGCAGUUUUUGAUCUUGGUGGUGGAACAUUUGAUGUGUCCAUCUUAGAAAUUUCUAAUGGUGUUUUUGAGGUGAAAGCAACAAAUGGUGACACCUUCUUGGGAGGUGAGGAUUUUGAUAAUGCCUUAUUGGACUUUUUGGUGGACGAAUUCAAGAGAACAGAGAGCAUUGACCUUUCUAAGGAUAAGCUUGCUUUGCAAAGGCUUCGUGAAGCUGCUGAGAAAGCUAAGAUAGAACUGUCUUCAACAUCUCAAACUGAGAUUAACCUGCCUUUUAUCACUGCCGACGCAUCUGGUGCUAAGCAUUUGAACAUCACAUUGACUAGAUCCAAGUUUGAAGCCUUAGUAAAUCACUUGAUUGAAAGAACUAAGGCACCAUGCAAGAACUGCUUGAAGGAUGCAAACAUCUCUAUCAAGGAAGUUGAUGAGGUUCUUCUUGUUGGAGGCAUGACCCGUGUGCCUAAAGUUCAAGAGGUGGUUUCAGCAAUCUUUGGAAAGUCUCCUAGCAAAGGAGUAAAUCCAGAUGAGGCAGUUGCCAUGGGAGCAGCAAUUCAAGGUGGUAUCCUACGUGGAGAUGUUAAAGAGCUGCUACUCCUAGAUGUGACGCCACUCUCUCUGGGUAUUGAGACUCUGGGUGGUAUCUUUACAAGGUUGAUCAACAGGAAUACUACGAUUCCCACCAAAAAGAGCCAGGUCUUUUCAACAGCAGCUGACAAUCAAACCCAAGUGGGUAUCAAGGUAUUACAAGGUGAGAGAGAAAUGGCAUCAGACAACAAGAGUCUUGGUGAAUUUGAACUUGUCGGCAUUCCUCCUGCACCCAGAGGUUUGCCUCAGAUUGAGGUCACAUUUGACAUUGAUGCAAACGGGAUUGUCACUGUGUCUGCCAAAGACAAGUCCACUGGUAAAGAGCAGCAAAUUACUAUCCGGUCAUCUGGUGGUCUCUCAGACGAUGAAAUCGAGAAGAUGGUUAAAGAAGCUGAGUUGCAUGCUCAGAAGGACCAAGAAAGGAAGGCUCUCAUUGAUAUCAGAAACAGUGCAGAUACUAGCAUAUACAGCAUUGAGAAGAGUUUGGGUGAAUACAGAGAUAAGAUUCCCAGUGAAGUUGCAAAAGAGAUUGAGGAUGCAGUUUCAGAAUUGAGGACGGCGAUGUCCGGGGAUAAUGCUGAUGAAAUUAAGUCAAAGCUUGAUGCUGCGAAUAAAGCAGUCUCAAAGAUAGGGGAACACAUGUCAGGUGGUGGUUCUAGUGGUGGUUCUUCAACUGGAGGAGGUUCUCAGGGUGGUGACCAAGCUCCAGAGGCAGAAUAUGAGGAGGUGAAGAAGUGAGAAGUGAAGUAUUAACUUUUAGAUAACCAGUUAAUGAUGAGGAAUCAUCUUUUUUUUUUUCAUUUAGUAGAGAAUAUAAGGCAACUUAUUUUGGUAGUUAAUGUUGAAGGUCAUUUUUUGCUGAAGGUUUUUCAAUUUGCAGUACUUUGAAAUUACCGAACUAUGAUGCUGUUUGAAUAACGAUACUGAAUUUUUUGCCUAAA